This is a messenger RNA of Octopus sinensis (East Asian common octopus), 900 nucleotides long. RefSeq names its product general transcription factor II-I repeat domain-containing protein 2B-like. The transcript has a single exon. Bases 1 to 900 code for a protein of 299 amino acids. NCBI's taxonomy places the organism in Eukaryota, Metazoa, Mollusca, Cephalopoda, Octopoda, Octopodidae. The record is from RefSeq and is a predicted model, not a curated record.
AUGAAGCAUUUAUUGCACAUUUUAAAAGAGAAACCAAAGAAUCCAAGUGAACUGAUUUCUUUUUAUUGUAUUUUACAUCAGCCAAAUCUCUGUGCAAAAUCUGCCAUUUUAAAUGACACUUUGCAUAAGGUUAUAAGUAUUGUAAACUAUAUUCGAGCAAAUGCCACGAAGCAUCGUCAAUUUAGAAGCAUGCUGAUGAUGGAUGACGAAGUAAUUAGUGUAGAUUUUCCUUAUCACUCAAAAGUACGCUGGCUGUCACAAGCAAAAGUAUUGGUCAAAAUUGUAUCUUUACGAAAGCAAAUAAUUGACUUUUUCAAAGGAAACAACAAACAUUGUGAUUUAUCAGGUCCAAACUUUUACAGAGAUGUUGCAUUUUCAUGUGAUGUUAUAUCAAAACAAAAUGAGUUAAACAUUUCGUUGCAAGGCAGAAAUAAAUCUAUUUAUGAUAUGUGGCAAAAAAUCCAGGCAUUUAGAAAAAAGUUGUUUUUCAACUUUCUUUUGGCUAAAUCAAAGCUUUCAGAGGAAUACUUUCCCCAGUUUACAAAAGUAAUGAGUGAGAAUGAAGAUAUCUCUGAAUCUUUUGAAGUGUACAAGUCAGUUUUAGACUUAUUAGUAGAAGAAUACAACAAAAGAUUCAGUGAUUUUGAAAAGCAUAACAUCACUCUGAAACUUGCUAUUCAGCCUCACUUAGUUGAUGUGCCAAAGGCUCCCGAAAAGUUACAAAUGGAGCUUAUUGAAAUGUCUGAAGAUGAUAUCCUGAAAUCCCAGUUUGACAACAAGGACGAUCCCUUUGAAAUUUUGAAAAAGGCGAUAGAAUAUCCUGGUUUUGUGAACAUGCACGCCGACAAAUUUCCUGCUUUUCUACAACAUACUGUUGCGAAUCCACAUUCUAGUACUUGA